This is a messenger RNA of Epinephelus lanceolatus (giant grouper), 7384 nucleotides long. RefSeq names its product ras and Rab interactor 2-like. The record is from RefSeq and is a predicted model, not a curated record. Gene Ontology annotation, molecular function: guanyl-nucleotide exchange factor activity; small GTPase binding. Gene Ontology annotation, biological process: vesicle-mediated transport; signal transduction. Gene Ontology annotation, cellular component: endocytic vesicle; cytosol. NCBI's taxonomy places the organism in Eukaryota, Metazoa, Chordata, Actinopteri, Perciformes, Serranidae.
CCCGACAUGGCGUUAUAAUAUAAUUUAUAUUUCCAACAACUUUUCUUUUGCCAAACUGGAAUUACAUUCACACCGUAACAGACAGUUCAGCAGACAGCUAGACAGAAAAGGCUCUACAGACAACAUGUCCAUCACCACCAGUCAACCCUGCAAGCAGGAAAGGAAAGGCAGUUUCUUCAAGCUGAUCGACUCAUUUGCCUGGGAGAUCGGCACAUUAAAGAAGGAGAUGGGGAAAAAGACGAAGCCUGCAGAAGGAGGCCAUGAGACAGAUACACUUGAUGGACUGGGUGAAGAGGUUGGAGGUCUUUUCCUGCAGGCCUCCCCUUGUGCUGGGAUCGGAGCGGGGCUGGCUGGAGCCAGAGAUUCAGGCUACGACUCCCUCCAUCGGAGGCUCAGUGUUCUGGACAGACUGGUGCACACGCAUGCUGUGUGGCUACAACUGGGCCUCAGCCACCAGGAUGCCAUACAAAUACUGCAGAACCAACCGACUGGGACAUUCGUGGUGAGGAAGUCAACCAGCCUGCAGAGGAAAGUCAUAUCUCUUCGCAUGAACAAAGACUCUGCAGUUCCUGUCAAAGACUUCCCUGUUAAGGAGAGCCAAUACACUUUCUCUUUGGUGGGAUCAGGGCUGAGCUUUGCAGACCUUUUCCGUCUGGUGGCAUUCUGCUGCAUUAGCAGGGACGUGUUGCCCUUCACUCUGAAGCUUCCAGAAGCCAUUGCUUCAGCCAGAACGUCUGCUGAUCUUGAGGAGGUUGCUAAACUUGGAGCAGGCUUCUGGGAUGCUCAGUUGUGCCACAAGAGGAAGGGCUCGGUCUCCUUAACAGGAAUAGCUGCUCCCGACAGACCACCUCCCCCUGUUCAGAGACCAGUCUCCUUGGCAACCACACCAGGGCGCCCUCGGCUUCGAACUCGCACCCCAUCUGAGCUCGAGUGUUGCCAGUCCAACGGAGCACUUUGCUUCAUCAACCCCCUUUUCAUAAAGGUUCACCAGCCAGAUGGUGACCACAGCACAGCCUCAAAUCCCUCUGGUACAGCAAAGCAGGGUUUGAGGGAGGAGCUCGUUAAUGACAGCCUAGAAACCAACAAUAAGGACACGCAACACACUUGUAGAGACAGUCCUCAGAUCUGUAGCUCAGAUCAAAGCGACAGUAGCCGAUCAGGUCACAGCAACACAGAGCUACGGGAGGAUAACAGCCAAACCAGUAGCAGCAGUCAGAGGCUAAGUGCUGCAGACAGUGUGCCACGGUCCCCACCUCCACGCCCACCCCCGCCUCGCAUUGUGCCGCAGCACUCAGCCCCUCUUCUCCGACAGCACAGCAUGCCAGAGAAAAUCUCCUGGAUCAAUGUCCCCAAGGAGAAGGUGGAGGAGAGGGAGAGAGGUAGCAGCAUCUUAUCUCGUCUGGGCUCCUCUCUUAGUAUCAGCCCCUCAUCCUCCCCUCCCAAGAGACUCAGCAUCAGCUCCCCCAUAUCCAUCCCCCGGCCCUCCCUGCCCAUCUCUCUAUCAUCGCUCUCCUCCUCUCCACGUCGGGCCAAGGCCUCAUCAUCAUCGUCCAGCCAGGAGGAUGCCCAGUGCCACUUGGCGCUGGAGGACCAGACUAUUGAGAAGGCCCUCAUUAGGGCCAGAAUGACUCAGCUCAGCGCUACCAGAACCCCUGCCCAAGACUCCAGCUCUCCUCCAGACCCGUCACUGAUUACAGCAAGCAAGCAGACACAUGUGGCAAGGGGAGAAGAAGAAGAAACAGGCGAAGAAUGCAGUGGUGGCGGCCAGCGACUGAGUGACAUGAGCCUCUCCACAGAUUCCUCAGACUCCCUGGAUUUCUCUCAGUCCUCAGCCUUCUUCCUUCCUCCUCUGCAUGACCCCAGCCCCCCCACUGUGGCUGACUUUAACACCCACCUCCCCCUCUCCCUCCCACCAUCCCACCUGCCUUACUGCAGCAUGGAGGAGGACGACGAUGAUGAGGACGACGAGGAUGAAGACGAGCCCGACUACGGUGUUAGUCUCGAGAGCGACCAGGACCAAGACCAGGACCUGACCAUGGUGCCUCCAGGCCACCGCACCAAGCGCCGCACCAGUGCCGGUGCUUUGGUCCUGCAGAAGGCUCUGCGAGGGCACCUGCGCAAAAUGAGUGGUGUUUUCAACUCGCUGCUGACGCCUGAGAAGAGGGCGAUCCGCAAGGUGGUGGAGCUGUCAAGGGAUAAAGGCUCGUACUUCGGCUGCCUGGUGCAGGACUACCUGAGCUACAUGGGCGAGGGUGCGGGCACCCAGGCCUGGCAGGGCUAUGCCUCGGGACUGGAGCUGCUGCAGACUCUCCGCCAGUUUAUCACUCAGAUGAAGAGCUACCUGAGACAGAGCUCCGAGCUAGAGCCGCCAAUCGAGAGCCUUAUUCCUGAAGACCAGAUCGACCUAGUCCUGGAGAAGGCCAUGCACAAAUGCGUCCUGAAGCCCCUCAAACCGGUAGUGAGUGUGGCCCUGCAGGAGUUCCAGGUACGCAGAGGGGAGUGGCAGGAGCUGAAAGAGAACCUAGCAUUGGCAAAGGCCCGGCAGCCACAGGAAAUGGGCGUGGCCGACACACUGCCCCCGGACCCCAUGGCCAUAGAGAAGAUCAAGCACAAGUUCCACACCAUGAGUAAACUGUACUCCCCAGAGAAAAAGGUCACCAUGCUGCUGAGAGUCUGCAAACUCAUCUACACCAUCAUGGAGGACAACUCAGGUCGUCUGUAUGGUGCUGAUGACUUCCUGCCCAUGCUAACUUAUGUGUUGGCCCAGUGCGACAUGCCCCAGCUGGACAACGAGAUCCUUUACAUGAUGGAGCUGCUGGACCCCUCUCUGCUGCAUGGAGAAGGUGGCUACUACCUGACCAGCGCGUAUGGAGCUAUGUCCCUGAUCAAAAAUUUCCAGGAGGAGCAGGCAGCCAGAGUGCUGAGUUCUGAAACAAGAGACACACUGCAUCAGUGGCACCGCCGACGCACCACCCUACGCUCUGCACCUUCCAUUGAUGACUUCCAGAACUACCUGCGGGUGGCGCUACAGGAGCUGGACAGCGGCUGUACAGCCAAAACCCUCCAGGUUCGACCUUAUGCCACAGUGGAGGAGGUGUGUCAGCUGUGUGCCCAGAAGUUUAAAGUGUCAGACCCUGAGAACUACGGCUUGUUCCUGCUGAUGGAGGGCAGCAGCCAGCAGCUGGCACCAGACACCCACCCUCAGAAGAUCAAGGCUGAGCUCCACAGCCGCUCACAGGCUACACCCUUCCACUUAGUGUUCCGCCGCAUAGCCAACAGCAACACCUCCUCGUCAGCUCCCCUCAAUGUUACGCCCAACCUCAACGACCUCACCGUGACCUCUGACCCCCAGGCCAACCUGAAUGACCUCAGCAUGGACCUGUCAGCCCCCUCCCUCCGGCCCGCUCUCAGCUCAGGCCUCAGUCCCACUCUGAGCCUCAGCCUGCCACCCACCCACCUCAAUGGCAACUCUAUAUCUAUAUGACUGGAACAGCACGGCCGACUGGAAGUUUGAACGGGGUCUUUGUCUCCCAGCCGUGACAGUAUCGCCCAUUAUCUCUAACAAACAUGCUUCCAUAAAGGGUUCAACUGGGCAAAACACUGUGUCGUGCCAGUCUUUGCAAAGACUUCUCCUUUUGGAUGGCACGUCUGUCUCAGUCAACAUCCCCUCGCUGGAAAGUUCUGUCAGACAGACAUGGGUGAAAGAGGAAAAGAAGAAAGGAGAGAAGGAAAUGAGAGGUUUUUUUUAUUUCCUCAGCUCUAUAUUUGGUAUCCGAGCAACACUCUCAAAGUCUAAACACAUGGUUAAAGCAGUGAUAUCGGAGAUAAUGAACACUAAAGUGUGUUCACAGUCCUGCCUUCAUGCUGGUGCUUCACAUACAGAUUCAGGGUAACCUGUUGUUGUUGUCACCUUUAGGGUAUAUAGAGAGAAAUCAGAUCCAUGUGAGACUAAUCUUUGAUCAAUCACUUUAAAUUUACAGCAUUGUUUAUUUAGGUGAUAGCUAUAACUUUGUUUUACUCAUGGUACAGUUGCUGGUAAACUGUUAUUAUGUUGUUUGUGUUUUGAAACUGUUUCUCCUUUAGAUUGUUUCUAUGUUUUGACGGGUUUGGCGACACCCAGUGGUGGCUGGUGCACACAGCAAGAAUUCAACAAUACGCCUUACUGCAACAACAUUUAUCUGAAGAAAACGUGUAAUGUAAAAAAAAUUAUAUAUAAAGUGCUGUAGCAAAGUUAAAAAUGAUUUUCCAACGCACAUUAGAAGAUAAUCCAGGUAUAUGAAAUCUAUGCUGCAGCCUCUAACUCCAGAUUCAUUGAUGAACAUUAAAUAUGAACCUUGUUUACACAGUAAAUGGCUAUUGGUGGUAGCAAACACACACAUACUGUGUGAGUUGUGUUGGAAACUGAAUAUGUAUGGCUUGUAGGGGGAAACAGCACUUUGCAGCAACUAAUCUACAACUAGAUUUUCUACUUCUCAUUAAAAGAAAAAGAGCUGUACAGAUAGAACCUUAACAAGCCAGCAGGCAUUAAAAGAGUACGCCAUCCAUUUAGCAUUGCACUUCCAUAACAUUGUUUGACUCACGCUGGACAGUUUUUGAAAAAGGAUCAAAAUCAGUGAAUAGAACCAGAGAUAGUACCUUUUUUAUUCCACAUGUCCUUGUCAAAAGCUGUUGCCUCCAUUACCCACAAUGCAAACUAGGGAUGACACUUAAUUUUGCUUUUAAAAGCCGUACACCCAUUAACCGAUUACUAACUGGGUAUUUUGAAGAAAAAAAAAUUAUAAAUGACAUUAAAAACAAGAGGCACUUUCCUUUUAAUCCAGCGCACCAUUGACUCAGUGAGCUUUAGCGUCACAUUUCAAACUGGUAUUCAUUUAGAGGUGAUGAGAUUUUGAUGUUUUAUGAUGCUCAUGUUUUGCCUUUUAUUUUCUGUUGGCUUUGCUGACACAUGGCCAGCUAGCUGCAUUAACCUGCAGAAACAUGGUGCCUACUUGCUCCUGGUCUCCACUGUAUAGCGAGCCCAGAUCGGGUGGGAGGGAGCUAGUGCUGCUCAUUCUGUGAUUGCCAGUAAUGUCCUUACUCAUGGUGGCAGGACAGCAUGGCUGUGGAAACAUGGUGGCCAUCCUUUGGUCUCCCGUGGGUCGCCCCAGGUGAGUCAGCGACUCAGUCAGCGAGUAUGUCUCAAAUCACGUGCUUUCGUUAGUGUACUACACUGAAGUGUACUACAUUAUGUACUUCUUGCAUGGUGCACUAGUUUCAACACAUAGCCUAAUGUCGCAUCUUACGCUCUGCUGUUUUUUACUUACUGGAAGUGACAACAGCCUUGUGUUUUUUUAACUGCCUCUUCUUCUUCUUUGUCUUCUUUUGAAACAGCAAAUUGCAAACAGACGGUGGAGCAUUAUCACCAACACUUGACUGCUAUCUCCAAAUUCAUUACAGACCCAACAAACAAUUCUCACGGCUUCUGUUUGACAACAGUAUUGGAACUUAGUGUAAAAAAACAUGCACAAUUUACAUCUGUAUAAUGCAGCAGUGUUCACUGUAGCCAGCUCAGGCUUGUUGUCUCCAGCCGCCAUGUCAAAAGUUAAGAAGUUUGUGAUGCAGUGGAGGGUGAGAAGUGUCCAUGAUUCCACACUUAACUUUUAAACCAUUUUGCGCCAGUAGUACUUUGCAUUUUCCCGUACUAUGCAGUGUGAACACACUCAGCGCACUUGUGCACUCAAAGUGCUUAGUGUUUAGUACAGAAGUAUGUGAUUUGAGACACACUUCUUAUUUUGAGCUGCAAAAAUCAGUAGCAUUGUUUACUAAGGUAUGUUAACACCACUAGUUAUGCUGAUGCUGGCAUUGAUGCUGACAGAGCUAACAGUGGUUAAUAGUGCUAAAGGGAUUUUGCGGCUGAACAUUAGACGCUUACUCACCAGGGCAACCUGACUGGGAGACCGUAGGGUAACCACCAUGUAUCCACAGCAACAUGCGGUGUUGCGGCACUGCUAGCUAGCUCCCACCCAACCCACCUGGUGCACAGUGCAGAGCAGCUAGCUGACGAGUGUAGCAUGUACACCUUAUUAGCUUUGUUCUCGAUGUGGUAAAGCAUAGUGCCUGUCCUACUACUAAACUGAGAAGUAGCAAAGCUACAGGCCAACAUGUGUAACCCUUCAAAUUUAACCAUUGCUGUCGCCAAGCUGCAAAUGCUCCAUAAUGUCAGAAAAACUUUGUUGCCAAAAGUGUGCAGACAAGGAAAAAAGACAGACAAGAUGUGGCAUUUUCUCUGUUAACUUGUUGGAGUCAAACAAGCCUCAUUUUCUGUUUCCAUUUUACAAUGGAUGAUAAUCAAAUAACAGUCUAUUUCUUUAUCAGAUCUACUGAUGAGCCACAUGCAGCAUUUCCUGGGCAUAAAGUAGCAUAUUUCAGACAGACCCUGGCUUUAUCAAUGAAGGGUUUAAUAUAUAAUAUGGCAUUUUUAUAUGACAAGGAUUAACAUUUUAAAAUGUGUAAAUACUUGUUAUUGCAUGUAGUUUAAGUGUAAUGUUAGAUACAGGCAGGUCUGCCAGUGUUUAAAACAUGUAACGUUCAUUUAUGUAUGUACUGAUUAUCCUGGUGAUAUGAAAGAUACUGUAUCAUACCUGAUAUCUAUUGCUUGUUAAGGGGCAUCUUUUCCAUUCAGAUUCUGAUAAUAUGUGAUGGAGGAAAGACUGGCUGCCAUAUUACAAAGCUUUGUACUACUGACAAAUGUUUAAGGUUUUUAUCCUGGUGAAAAAAACACACUGUGGUCAGUUAUAGAAAGGAUGUGCGAAGUUCAAAGCUGGUCUGAGAGAGAAUGUUACUGAGAUGGGCUCGCUCUGCAAUAUAGUCUACAUCAGUAUUGAGUUUGGUGAUGUCAGUUAAAAAAAUACUUGAAAUUUUCUUGUGAAUUUUAAAGGUUCCAGUAGAUGGAAAAUCAAAUUAAUGUGCUGUUUAUUUACUGAGUGUGUUGAACUAUAACACUCCAUUCAUUCCCAUUUUACAGCAUCAUGAGGUCUAAAUGUGUGAGGUGUGGUCAGUAGAGAGGGAACCUGAGAGGUGUUGGAGGAGUCGACUGGCAUUAAUGUCAUGUAUGGUCAGUAUAACCUGUACAGAGCUCACCGUGUUUAUCUCUGGGGGCCAAGUGUUCAAAGAUGAAUUGACUUGUACUGCCAUGCUAUUGGAAAUCUAACUUUCUUUGAUUAAGUGACUAUUUAUAUGUCUCUGUGCGGGGAUUUUUCACAGAUGGCUUUACCAUGUCUAUAAUAUUCUUUAUGGUGUCAAAAUGUCAUUUGCAUCCAGGAGACAUCUUCCUGUUCAUUAUAUGUCAUUGAAUGAUAUAAAAAAAAUAUUCUUUUGCACUUAAUAAAUGUUAGAAAUGGAAUAA